Saccostrea cuccullata (small rock oyster) is the source of this 2089-nucleotide messenger RNA. Its product is annotated as scavenger receptor class F member 1-like. The record is from RefSeq and is a predicted model, not a curated record. The coding region runs from base 96 to 1856 and encodes 586 amino acids. The transcript has 9 exons. Lineage: Eukaryota; Metazoa; Mollusca; Bivalvia; Ostreida; Ostreidae. Gene Ontology annotation, molecular function: scavenger receptor activity.
UUUUAUCCUGUUCCCUAAUUUUAUCGCACUAUGUCAAACGAUCAUGUAGACGUCGACUUAGACAUACUCUGCUUAGAUUUUACAAAUUUCAUAUUAUGAGAAACCUUCAAAUUCUUUUUGGAUUUCUUAUAUUUAAUACCAGAGAGGUUCAGCUGCUCGCAAGAGGAAUAUGUACGCCUCUCAAUUCACAAACCAUCGUGUGCUGUGAAAGCUACCAACUAAAUGAGGCUAGGGAUGGUUGUAAAGAGUGUGACCCUGGGUACUUUCAGCACAAUUGUACACGUAAAUGCCCGGAUGGUUCCUUUGGUGAACUUUGUAGAAAUCAAUGUAAAUGUAAACCAGGUCAGCUGUGCGACCAUGUGAUCGGCUGUAAGGAUGUUUCACACACUGUUGGAACAUCAAGUCAAGAUCCUGUUGGACACUGUCCGGAUAAUGAGAAUGGAUGCUGUAAUAACUAUUACAAUAACGGUACUGAGUGCAUAGAGUGUUCUCCAGGAUAUUUUGGUUACGAUUGCUCUGAACCAUGUCCGGCGGGAUAUUAUGGAGAACUUUGUGCAUCUGAGUGUACAUGUAAUCUGUCUCUGUGUGACCGUGUGACUGGCUGUAGUAAUGCCGGAUCAAACACGGAAGAAGACGAAUCUAUUUUUUCAUGGAAUAGUUAUGUGUUGCCAACAGUGACAGCAGUGGGAAGCUUAAUUGUUCUUUUUCUUAUUGGUAUUGGAUUAUUUUUUUAUUGCAAAAGAAGGAACGUGAAAAAAGGAUACGAGCCAAAACAUAUUAACAGUGCCUCUCAGCGGCAGGCUUCUUAUAGGGAGGACCAGGCUGGGAGGAGUCAAUGUAACACCCAAGAAACCCCGCCAUGUGAACCACGCGUGACCUGCGGACAGAUGAGUGGACUCUUCCCAGAUAAUUCUGAAAAUCCAUAUGCACAAAUUUCGGAUACAGCUAGGUUGAUGCCAAGAACGAAGCAUAUCCCAAAGGAAGUCGGUAUUCCAAAAGCUCCGAUGACCACGAGUCAACCCACUGCAAAGUGUGAGGAUUUCACCUCAUACGAUGUUCUUAGUUUGAAAGCAAAAGGCAAAAAAUCAGACAUGUGUUUAAAGCAAAAGCAAAAGACAGAGUUCUCAGGAGUUAAGUAUUCUAAGAAUCCUCCGCCUCCUAUUGUCAAAAAUAAACCUCUACCCCCAAUUAUUUCACCCAAUCCUGACAAGCGGAAAAGUUUUCUUUUUCCUGACGACACGUCUGAUUAUCUAACACAAGAACCACUUCUUUCAAAUGAUAGGUCUAGUGAAGCGGAAAUAAAGGCACUCCCGCCUCCUCCAGCACCCCCUUCUGCUCAUAGCAAUGGUUUGCGUUAUAAACCUAAAAAGGGAAAGAAACCACCCCCUCUACCCAGAAAACCACCAAGUAAUUCGGAUAUCUAUCGCGAUGAUAGCAAUAGCGAGGGCAACGCUGCACACGAUGGUAUAGUGAGCAUGAGAACAGACAAUGAAACAGAAAGUAAAAGUAAAAAUAAGAGAACCAGUUUCUUGAUGCCAAAAAAAUUUCUCAGAAAUGAACCUUCAAUGAAAACUACUCUUAAAAAGGAUAUGCUUAACAGACGAAAGACGAAUGGCAUGUCGUACAAUCUAUCGGGUCUGUUAGAUGUAGACGAAAUGCCACCACCUGACUUCAGUGACGACGAAGAAGCGAGGGGUAGUGCCCAGCCCCAGUAUCCGGGGGCUGAGGUUCACAUGAACCCCCUACGGAAGUGUCAGACUGUCAUAAAAAACAAGAUGAAUAGAAUAAGUGCACUUAAGUUCGCGAGUAGUACCUUGGACAAUCUUAGAUACAGCUUUGCACGACCUCAACAUUAGCUUUAACAGAGUGAACAUUAGAACAUUGCAAAACCCUUUGUUCAAAAUAUAUUUAAUUUCUAUUUAUAUAUAUAUAAAGAUGAAAUUAUACAUAUAUCCUAUUAAUUUCUUUGAUAAAAGCACAAACCAGUUGUUUCCCGAUACUAGUAUUAAAUAUUUUCUCAGCUACUUUCAUUAAUUAUCAUUGGUCUGAAGUAUAUAUAUCUGUCUGAUCUCUAUUUAUUCACAGGAAA